AUGGCUCAGCAGGGAGUUCAGCUGGACCAGGACCAGUUCUGUUGUUCUGUCUGUCUGGAUCUACUGAAGGAACCAGUCACCAUCCCCUGUGGACACAAUUACUGUAGAAACUGUAUUGAGGGCUGCUGGGAUCAGGAUGUUCUGAAAGGGGUCUAUAGCUGUCCUCAGUGCAGAGAGACCUUCACUCCAAGGCCUAAUCUGAGGAAAAAUAACAUGUUGGCUGAGAUGAUGGAGAAACUGAAGAAGACAGAACUCCAGGCUGCUCCCCCUCCUGCUCUGUGCUAUGGUGGACCUGGAGAUGUGGCGUGUGACGUCUGCACUGGGACCAGAAAGCGGAAAGCCCUCAUGUCCUGUCUGCCGUGUCUGGCCUCUUACUGUGAGACUCACCUCCAAUCUCACUAUGAAUCUCCUGCUUUGAAGAAGCACAAGCUGGUCAAAGCCACCGCACAACUACAGGAGAAGAUCUGCUCUCAUCAUGACAAACUGCUGGAGGUUUACUGUCGUACCGAUCAGCAGUGUAUCUGUUAUCUGUGUACAAUGGAUGAACAUAAAGGCCAUGAUACAGUGUCAGCUGCAGCAGAGAGGACUGAGAAACAGAGGCAGCUGGGGAUGAGUCAGCAGAAGGUCCAGCAGAGAUUCCAGGAGAGAGAGAAGGAGCUGAAGGAGCUCAGACAGGCUGUGGAGUCUCUUAAGCGCUCUGCACAGGCAGCAGUGGAGGACAGUGAUCAGAUCUUUACUGAGCUGAUCUGCUCCAUUGAGAGAAGGAGCUCUGAGGUGAAGGAGCUGAUCAGAGCCCAAGAGAAGGCUCAAGUGAGUCAAGCUGAAGGACUCCUGGAGCAACUGAAGCAGGAGAUAGCUGAGCUGAGGAAGAGAAGCACUGAGCUGGAGCAGCUCUCACACACAGAGGAUCACAUCCAUUUCCUCCAGAGUUAUCAGUCUCUCUCCAGUAUAAGUGUAUCUUCAGACUUACCCAGCAUCGUUGGCCGUCCUCUUCAGUACUUUGGAGAUGUGAGUAAGACUGUGUCUGAACUGAGAGAGAAACUAGAAGACUUCCUUAAAGGAGAAUGGACCAAGAUCUCCACUACAGUGAAUUUAGUGAAUGUUGUACUGCCUCCAGAGCCCAAGACCAGAGAACAGUUGUUACAAUCCCCACCUCUCUGGCAGAACCAGGAAGUACCUCCCCCUCCACACAAACUAUUUUCUGAGAAAACGAAACUGAUCUGAGUCUCUGUGUCGUCUGUCUGUGUGAGAGUGAACAACCGUCCAAAUGGCUCAGCAGGGAGUUCUGCUGGAACAGGACCAGUUCUGUUGUUCUGUCU
Salvelinus namaycush (lake trout) is the source of this 1319-nucleotide messenger RNA. RefSeq names its product E3 ubiquitin/ISG15 ligase TRIM25-like. The coding region runs from base 1 to 1224 and encodes 407 amino acids. The record is from RefSeq and is a predicted model, not a curated record. Lineage: Eukaryota; Metazoa; Chordata; Actinopteri; Salmoniformes; Salmonidae. Gene Ontology annotation, molecular function: zinc ion binding. The transcript has 6 exons.